Molecule: messenger RNA, 4251 nt
Organism: Ilyonectria robusta
Lineage: Eukaryota; Fungi; Ascomycota; Sordariomycetes; Hypocreales; Nectriaceae
Product: putative ABC multidrug transporter
Exons: 3
Coding region: 1-4251 (1416 amino acids)
Biological process (GO): transmembrane transport
Cellular component (GO): membrane
Molecular function (GO): ABC-type transporter activity; ATP hydrolysis activity; ATP binding
Source: RefSeq, a predicted model, not a curated record
AUGGCCGACUCCGCCAGUACAGACAACACAGCAAGGGACUCGGAAGUCCUCGACCACAGAGAACUUCAACAACUGGCUCGCAUUGCAACCGAUUUGCAAGCAAGGCGGAUUUCCACUCAGCCCUGUGACCAUGGCGAACUCGACCCUCGUCUUGACCCGACCAGCCCAGACUUUGACCACUACCGAUGGGCCGAGACGAUGCUCGAAUCGAUGACUGAAGCUGGCAUCGCGCCUCAGACACAAACCGCUUGCUUCGCCAACCUCAGCGUCAGUGGCUCGGGCUCUUCUCUCCAGAUCCAGCAGACGGUCUUGUCUGGUAUCAUGACUCCUUUUCAGAAAAAGCCUUCAACAUGCUUCGAUGGAAUACUACAGAACGGAGAAUUGCUGCUGGUCCUCGGCCGGCCCGGAAGCGGCUGCUCGACGUUUCUGAAGACUCUUUCGGGACACCUCGACGGUGUACGGAUGGAGCCCGAGAGCCUUAUCCGUUACAACGGGGUCAGCUUUGAGGACAUGGUCAAGCACUAUCGUGGCGAUGUUGCGUACAACCAAGAGGUGGGUGAGCAUUUCCCUCACUUGACCGUGGGGGAGACUCUUUCGUUCGCCGCUUCAGCUCGUGUUCCCCAGCAACGACCCAAUGGCGUGUCCAGAAACGACUACGUCGAUGUUGUCGUCAAGGUUGUCAUGGCUGUCUUUGGGCUGACCCAUACAUACAACACCAAAGUCGGUGACAACUUCAUCAGGGGCGUGAGUGGUGGCGAGCGGAAGCGGGUUAGCAUUGCCGAGAUGUUUCUCUCCCGUGCACGCAUCGGGGCCUGGGACAACAGUGCCCGUGGACUUGAUGCCGCAUCUGCUCUCCAGUUUACAGAGGCACUACGACGCUCAGCGGACCUGGGGAAGGCAUGCCAUGCCGUGGCAGCCUAUCAGUCUUCUCAGUCAAUGUACGACCUUUUCGACAAGGUCAUUGUCCUCUACGAAGGCCGCGAAAUCUUCUUUGGGUCGUGUGCCCGGGCUGUCGAGUUCUUCCUGGAGAUGGGAUGGGAGAAGGAUCCCCAGCAAGUCGUGCCGGAUUUCUUGACAGCCAUCACCAAUCCAGGAGAACGACGAGCCCGCCUGGACAUGAGGGAGAAGGUGCCCCGAUCGCCAAAGGAGUUUGAGCAGUACUGGAGGGAGAUUCGUGACUACCAGCAGCUCAAGACGCAGAUUGAGACCUUCCAGCAAGAGCAUCCUCUUGACCAACAUCAAGCAAAGGACAUUCGAGACAGCCAUGUAAAGCAGCAGGCCAGGCAUACCAGGUCCGCCAGUCCCUACCUUCUCUCCAUUCCCAUGCAGAUUCGGCUUUGCCUUCGAAGGGCUUAUCAGCGUAUGCGGAAUGACCUUCCCACUGUGCUCUCCACGGUCAUUGUCCAGAUUGUGCUGUCCCUCAUCAUAGGCUCAAUAUUCUACAACUCGCCCAACAGCAGCAGUGCUUUCUUCCAAAAGGGUGCCGUCAUCUUCUUUGCUGUCCUCAUGAACGCGUUGAUCACAAUGAACGAAAUCAUGCAGCUCUACAGCCAGCGGAGGAUCGUCGAGAAACAGGAGAGGUAUGCCUUUGUCCAUCCUUUCGCGGAGGCCCUGGCAAGCUCUGUGAGCGACUUGCCAGUCAAGAUCCUCAGAUGCUCAAUCUUCAGUGUCAUUCUUUACUUUAUGACGAACCUGCGUCGAGAAGCAUCGGCAUUCUUCGUCUUCUAUCUCUUUCUCCUGACUGCUGUUUUAACAAUGUCUGGAAUCUUCCGCAGCCUGGCCGCUUGCACCAAGACCAUUGGCCAAGCUAUGAGUUUGGCGGGAAUCAUGGUCCUCUGCAUCGUUGUAUAUACCGGCUUUACACUCCCGCAGGCAUACAUGCGGUCGUGGUUUGCGUGGAUACGAUGGGUGAAUCCCAUUUUCUACGCCUUCGAGGCUCUGAUCAGCAACGAAUUUCACGGACGAGACUUCCCGUGUGAUGCAUUGAUCCCUUCAUACGGAGUCGGCAACUCAGUCAUAUGUUCGGCCGUCGGUUCGCUGCCAGGCGAGCUUCACGUCUUCGGCGACAACUUCAUCAAGGCAAACUACGAUUACCAUUAUUCCCAUCUUUGGCGAAACUACGGGAUCCUGGUGUCUUUCUUGGUGCUGUUCCAUUUCAUCUACUUCUUUGCGUCAGAGCACGUCAAGACCCAUGGAUCAAAGGCCGAAGCCUUGGUCUUUCUACCUGGCCAUGCUCGGCAGUAUCUAAAGGAGAACGACAUCGAGGCUCUGCCGAGGACUCGGACUGUCGAGUUUUCAGCUGGCAACACGAUAAUGAAUCUGCCCAAGCAGAGGGAUAUUCUCAUGUGGAGAAACUUGAUCUACGAUAUUCCUGUAUCAGAAGGCACAAGACGCCUGCUGGAUGACGUGAACGGAUGGGUUCGUCCCGGUACUCUGACGGCACUGAUGGGUGUCUCAGGGGCAGGCAAAAUUACACUGCUUGACGUCUUGGCCCAGCGAGUCUCAAUUGGUGUGGUCACGGGCGACAUCUCAGUCAACGGCCAAUCUCUAGCUGCUAGCGUCCCUAGAAGAACUGGAUACGUACAGCAACAGGAUCUACACCUGGAAACAACUACAGUACGUGAGGCGCUUCGUUUCAGUGCCAUAUUACGCCAGCCGCAGUCUGUGCCAGAUCAGGAGAAAUACGAAUACGUGGAGAAAGUCAUCGAGAUGCUUGGAAUGGAAGAUUUCGCCGAUGCAGUAGUGGGUAACCCUGGAGAGGGUCUCAAUGUUGAGCAGAGGAAGCUACUCGGCAUUGGCGUAGAGCUUGUUGCAAAGCCUACGUUGCUCAUCUUCCUCGAUGAACCGACCAGUGGACUCGAUUCCCAGAGCUCAUGGACGAUUUGCUCGUUUCUCCGGAAGCUGGCAGAUAAUGGCCAAGCAAUCCUGACAACGAUUCAUCAGCCCAGUGCGCUCCUAUUCCAGAUAUUCGAUCGGCUUCUCUUCCUGGCCCAAGGCGGCAAGACUGUCUAUUUUGGGGACAUUGGGUCUCAUUCGCAUAUUCUUUUGGACUAUUUUUCGAGAAAUGGAGCUCGGAAACUAAAAGCUCUGGAGAGUCCUCCCGAGUACAUCCUCGACAUAGUCUCUAGAUCAGGUGCCCCUAAUGUCAACUGGGUUGACCAAUGGAACAACAGUCAAGAGAAGAGAGAGGUUCUCGAGGAGCUGGAAAGGCUCAACAAAGUCACCGUUUCCUCUGCAAACAAGUCUAGUGAAGCAGACUUUGACAGAGAGUUUGCUCUUCCCAUCCACCGACAAUUUCGACAUGUGGCUGUCCGGGCUUUCCAGCAGUACUUCCGGCAGCCAGAAUACAUCUACUCCAAAUUCGUUCUCGGUAUUAUCUCUGGCUUAUUCAUCGGGUUUUCCUUCUGGAAGGCCGACAGUUCUCAGCAGGGAUUCCAAAACGCUCUCUUUAGCAUUUUCCUUCUUUGCACUAUUUUCUCGACCCUGGUUAACCAGGUCAUGCCAAAGUUUGUAAGGCAGCGCUCUCUCUUCGAGGUCCAAGAGCGACCAUCCCGGGUUUACUCGUGGAAGGUCUUUAUCCUGUCUCAGAUCCUGGUCGAAUUCCCAUGGCAGGUUCUCUUAGGAAUCUGCGCCUGGGCAUCCUUCUAUUAUACCGUCUUCGGCACCAGCACAAUCUCCCAAAGCCAAGGGCUCGUUCUGCUCUUCAUUGUGCAGUUCUACAUCUACGCUGCCAGUAUGGCUCAAAUGGCUGUUGCAACGGUCUCUGACCCAGCAAUAGCAGCCAUGUUUGCCAUUCUAAUGUUCGGUCUGUCCUUUAACUUCAACGGCGUGAUGCAGCCCCCAGAUGCAUUGCCCGGGUUUUGGAUCUUCAUGUGGCGCGUGUCUCCCUUUACCUACUAUAUCGGUGGUAUCGGAAGUACUGCUCUUCGCGGACGAGAAGUAAAAUAUUCCAAUGAAGAACUGAGUGUCAUCGACCCUCCGCUUGGACAGACAUGCGGCCAGUACUUUUCCAAGUAUCUUGAAGCGGCGGCUGGCCGACUCUACAACUCAGAAGCUACGACAGGGUGCGAAUACUGUUCUAUAUCAUCGGCAGACCAAUAUCUCGCUGCCCGGAAGAUCUUUUGGGACGAGCGCUGGCGCAAUUAUGGUAUCUUCUGGUGUUACUUCAUUUUUAACACCUUUGCAACCGUCGCUUUGUACUACUUGUUUAGAGUACGAACUUGGGGGUCCAAGAAGGGGAGGCUAUUAUAA